Molecule: messenger RNA, 3067 nt
Organism: Dicrocoelium dendriticum
Lineage: Eukaryota; Metazoa; Platyhelminthes; Trematoda; Plagiorchiida; Dicrocoeliidae
Source: the annotation of a GenBank genome assembly
AGCUGGCUUGCCGAACAACCUCCUCGUGGUGCCAGCUGGGUGGUUCGGGGUUUCCCCGUCGCAGCAAAUGGUUCGGCGGCAGUGUUCCAGGACGUGGUGGGUUUUCGUCUGGCAAGCGUUCUCCCUAUAAAAAGCCACAUAUGUCCGUUUAACAACACUGCGACGUGGCGGAUGUGACUCGCCACCAACUAAAGUCACUGCCCCUUGCUUCACUCUGGUGGAGCAUUGUAUUCCAACAUUCUGCUGCUGCAAUGGUGGAUAGGAUUUCGCCCCACUUUGGCGACCGAACAAAAAUGGUGCAUAAAUUAAACACUCGGUCGCCGGUUCACACUGGGUAGGAUUUCCGACUUCGCCCCGCUGCCUUGCAAGUAGGCCAUUCAGUCAAAGGUUUGGUGUGGUGUUCCUUAAGCCAGCUCCCUACUUCGACUUGGAGAGCUGGGUAGUAUCGUGUCCUCCGAAGAAACCAUGGAUUUCUCACUCUUGAGUUCCGAUUUUCACGAUAACAGUGCCUCUAAUGGUUUUUACUGACUCCACGUCUAUAUCGACUGUUGAAAAAAUCGAUGCUGUGAACUCCAAACACGUUGACACUUGAUCCGAUUCCAAGAGAACGAGAAGUCACUCGUGCUAUUUGGCCUUCUUGGCCCUGGUGCAAAUCUACUCCUGUGAAUGACGGGUGUCAUUUGGAACCAACUGGACGAUAACACUUGCGUAAAUCUGAGGACUAUCCUUACCCCGCCGCAGUGCGACAAAGAUUACAGCCGAGAUUUUCGUUUGUACUCUGAAUUGUACAGUGAAUACCAUCCCAGUUUCGUCGUUGCACUACCUCAGCCCGUAGAGGCAUGUUAUCCUGGGAACGAUUAAACCUUCGAGGAUUACGUAUAUUAAAGCAACUCUUUCAACGAUUGACCGACCCUGACACCAGAUGAGAGUUCCUAGGGAGGCCACUUAUGGGACUGAAGGCGGCGCUAUGAUUAACUACCCGUGCGAUCAACAGUGUCAUCAAGAAUUCAGUCGGCCGAUGGUGGCUUUACAAUAUCAUAAAUGUCCUCUGUCGCAAAGCCCAUAGAUUAAUCGUAGACCAUUGCUCACUCCGCCCAACGACAUCCUUCGUCUCACUUCCGGGCUAUUCACUCAUCCACGAUAGGACUCUUCAUAUUGCCGGAGGUUCAGGAAUGCUACGUACUCUUGCGUUUGCAGAAUCCCGACCAAAGACGUACCCACAGACAUUGUACCUGGUCGGAAGGUGAGCGUGCUUGCACGCCCACAUUGCUGAAUCUGUUUUGAGUAAGUGAAGCUUGCGAUCAUGCACCAAUUGUACCGGAGAGUAACGCGUUACAAUAUGUGUCUUCGCCCUGUGCACCAUCACAUAGUCAACGGAAAGCUUUUGAUCAUUGUUCGGUGCUUAUUCGAUGUUGUACUGCUUUUUUAAAUCUGGCGUUUCUUCUCUGGCGUCCAUUCUUCGCUGCUCAAGAAAUUCCUCUCACUUUCCGAGUAUUGCAACAAAAUAACUUUGCUCUUUGGUUGGAGGAUCCGAGGAGACAUCACCUUUUUCCCGUUUGGAGUUGUCGUCAAUGUUUGUACAUUUGUAGAUUGGGUCUUCGGUCUCCGAAUGCAGAGACUCAAAGGCUGUCUCAUCUGUGAUGAUCACCAGAUCUUGUCGUUAAUUCUGCUGCUCUGUGGUUCUUCUGUCUCGUUUUCAGGUGCAAUGUGCGUCGACUUUUUAAGUCCGUUAAAAUUUUCGAGAGUCCAUUUUCGAUCGAAAUCUCGAAAUUUAACGCCAGCUUAAAAGCUUGAUAAUAUUUCAUUUGAAGACAAAGUUGUGAAAUUGACGACUGUUUGGCGUAAGUCACAGCUGGGACAGCCUUUGAGUCCCCGCAUUCGGAGACCAAAGAUCCAGUCUACAAAGGUACAAACAUUAACGACAUCUCUAAACGGAAAAGAAUUCGGUGUCUCCUCGGAUCCUCAAGCCAAAAAGUUGUCAUUUUUUGCAACACUUGGGAAGCCGAGAGUAUUUUCAACUUUGAGGUCAGGUCCUUCACUCUUUGUGACUUUAAACAUCUUUUGUGCGAACAGGCCAGAUCUUACAGUCUUCGAUUGGAACCUCUUGCACCGUGAUGUUGUUGUCUCGGCCUUCCAUAAAUGAUGUGGUCCGGCUCUGACCAGCCAACUAGUCGUUGUACAAUUAUACCUAUGGGAUGUCUGCAUGCAUUGUUGAUGAGAUUAAUCUCUGCACGAUUUUCAAACGGAACCCAGUGACUCUUUCGUGGAACACAGUGACGACGGUUGAUCACUGCAAGUAUGAGAGUGCUAAAGUUUUCUAUGUAGCUUCGUGUAGAGUGGAUAUACUGGCCUAAUGAACACCUCAGAAACUCAUCCACAAUGAGGUCGUCUCAAGUUGAGAGUGGACAACGGGCCUCAAAAGCUUUCUUCGGAGCACGUCUGGGACAUUCCCAGUCAACUUCCAACUCACCUCAUUCACGAGUGCCAUCUGUCAGUUCGAUUCGACGUGAUACCACAGAAUUGCGGACUAUAUAUCUAGAAAACGAAUGUGAAUACUCCAAGCCGGAACAGUGCAUCAUGCGUUUGCACAAUGGAGCUUGGUCUGAAUGCUGCCACGUAGUCUAAAUUGACCAACAAUCUUGUACUAAUUUGCACCAUCUACGGCUGAUGAUAAUACCGUCAAGUUGCGUGGAUUUCGGCUGGUCCUAGGUGAUGUGAUGUGAAUACUUGUGUUACUUUUUUGUGGGAUCAAAUGGAAAUCUGAAUCUGUGCUUCUUUAUCGAAAUAUGAUCAAAACGCUAAGAUGAAGAACUAUAUCCGACUCAUCAACACUCGUUUUUCAUGUUCAAUUAUGAUAUCGUAAAAUGUAUAACUCACAGUGGCGUGGGACUCACAAAUGCGCAAUCUUAUGGUCUGUAAGUAAGCUUUCUCUGAAUCUCACUAGUGGAAUGUGAUUCCAGUAAUAUUAUAAACCGGCUCAUCCAGCUUACGUGCUGUAACAGACUGCUCCAAACACUGACACAUCUCAGUACUAAGCACAGGUGUUAGAGAAGUUGCUUCAACUCCC